CCCCUCUCCUCUCUGGCGGCAGCCUCCGCCUCUCUCUCUCUGGUCUGUCAUCCACACCGCUGUUGUUGCAGCCAUUUUACCGUGGAGCGUCGGCACAGCGGCGGAGCGAAGGAUGCCGAAACGGCCGCACUAAAAGGACUAGAAACAUGGCUGAUGCGGCACGAGGUCCCGUGGUUGGUCGGCCGUUGGUGUUCGCCAAUGAAGAGCGGAGGGCGGUACACUCCUGGUCCCGGAUCUCGUCAGCGGGGCACAACGUCCUCCUGGAUGCUCUGAAGAUCCUCAGCCCGAUGUCCCACGACCUCUCGAGCAGCGGGGAGCUGGUCACCUUUGUGCAGGACCUGAGCGAAGAGGGCCACAAACCCACCGUGCUGCGCAGCAAGGAUGUGUACGGCUACCGCUCCUGCACAAACCAGCCCCUGACUGAAGACAAGCUAAAGCCACCCAACAGGACCGUCAGACCAACCGCCAAGAGGAGGGGAAGGAAGCCCAUGGCUAAGAAAAGGGAAGUGCACCCGUCCUGGAAUACCUCUGAGAGCAGCAGCCCCAGGAUUCAAGGGGUCCGCCCUGGCCCUCCGGAGCUGCUGGUGGACCAUCAUCCCUUCAUCUGCAGCCGGACACCCAUUCGGUCUGUAGAGAUGUCGCAGGUGCGGCCGUGCCUCAGACUGACCAACAUUGAAGGCCUCUCUGGCUUCCACACGGCCAGACUCCAGAUCCACACUUCCUGGGACUCAUCCUUGGAGGCGCCGUCUGUUGCCUUUUCACAGCAGCAGCACCCUCCAACGCUUUCAGGAAUACCUUUGCAGCCUUCUCAGAACGGUGGCGGGGCGUCCACCAAAGCCGUGGCCUUGUUCAGCCAGAAGAGCCUGUCCUGUCCCCUUCGACUGGACGGCGCCCUCAUCGGCGAUUCCGCUCCAGUCUUUUACGCCAACGGUCGGGCAUUCCCAGAAACUCACACAGAGCUGACCAGCAACGGCUGGAAGAGCAAUGGCUUCCACCGGGACAGUCAGGACCCCAAGGAACUGAACAACCCAGCCGGGCAAAGAAAUGGCUGGAAGGACAAGAACAGUUUUAAGUGUAAAGUGAUAAAGGUGGACAACUCCCGCUCUGUGGCUGAGGCCCGCAGGAAAGCGCAAAAGAUCCUGCAGGUCAACCUGUCUCCAGUGAUUCAGAUCCAACCUCUCAACCACGUGCUGAGAGACUUCAGAUACCAGAAUAAAUGACAAUUCCCCUCAAACACACAUUGUUUUGUUUAGCAGAUGUUAGUGUUUUACAUCCAUUAGCCUCUACCUGGCUGAGCCCCAGUGUUCAUAGCAGACGUCUUACAUGUUUUUUUGUGAUCUCUGAGUGUCGGCGGUAGAGAAGUCAGUCAGUCUGUCUGUGGAGGUUCUGACGAGGCACUCGGGAUUUAAAAGGCUUUUCUCAGCAGGCUGGGAACUGACUAUCGGCCGAAAGCUGGUACAUUUUCACUGUCUACAUUACUUUGUGAUACUCAAUACUUGAACCAACCAUCAUUCUGCUUUGAGUUGACUGGCUGCUAGCCGAUGUUGCUGAUGAAUCUUUGUGACGCAGCAUCCACUGUGACUGUUAGGUCAAAGAAAGGUGAAUUUUCUGCCCUUCGCGAAGACACUGGGUGUGGCUCACAGUUGUUUGAAGAGUAUUUAUAACUCAUUUGAAGUAUAACGCUGAUUUGUUAAAGUAUUUUUUUUUUCCUGGGAUGUCCAGAUCAACUGGUGGAUGAGCAGGGCAGGUUUCCAUAGUCCUCAGACGAGCAGACGUGGUGGUUGGUUUGUUCCAGCAAAACAAUUAACAAAACAAAAGGAGGGGAAAAAAAGAGAAACAUGCUUAGUUUGUCUUCCUUUUUUGUAUUUUUGUUGUGUUUCCACUGGAAAUUAGGAAGGCUCUGGGAGCAAGUAUAGCAGGGAAUCAAAUCCGUGGCCCACACAGAGAUAGAUUGAUACCUGAAUGAUCUGUUUGAACUACAGUGCUUCACAAAGUGUUCCUUUUGGUUUAGUUCAUCCACACAUGGAGACAGCAUGAAUUAGUGGAAGCAAAUGCAGAAAAGGGAGAGUAUGGAAGAGGACUUGGGCCUCGUGAAAACAUUUCAAGUUCUGGUUUUAUUUUUUAUUUUAAUUAUGGGGAAAAGCGUUAAGAGUUCUCAGAUAUAAAACUUCUGUCUACAGUUUUCUCACAUUUUCUCAUCAUUAAACACAAUCUCUCAAUUCUGUUUUUACACAUUUCGGACUGAGUUUAUUCUACAAAUCAUCACUUUUCCUCCUCAAAAUUAAAAAAUUCUUCCAUUCCAUGACGUGGCCCUCGUCCACCUCUGUAAGCUUGAUAAAAAAACAACAAUAUGUGCGCUUGGGCUGGGAAAUGACCAUCAGCUGGUGGUGUAAUGCUGCUCAGUAUUUACUUUAAGUCCAAUAAACUUCUGUCAGUGGAGCACUGGCGUUUAUGCUGAUUUAAAAACGCUUGUGGUUGACAUUUCUUAACUUGAGCUGCACUGCCUGUUUGUUUGCCGACAAGCAAACAACAUGCAAAUGACAAGAAAGUUCUCCAAUCAGAUCCAUCUUCUGUUCUGUUGAGUUGAUGGUGAGAUUUAACAACAAUCUUCAUUUUUUUGUUUCUUGAACUCCUCAGCUGUGAUCAAACUAUUGUGGCUCACCUUUUAAAGUUAAAAUAAAAAUGCUCUUUGAGAAUUUGUCUCCUGUUCCUGAACAUAAGUCAUUAAUAUUUUUUUCUGAGAUUAUUUCUAAAAUUUGGUUUGACUUUAAACCCACACUGGUUUUGCUACAGGUGCUAACUUUGCGUUACGUCGGUGCUGAAUGAUUGCCACAAGAAUGUUCUUCUAGUUCAGAUCAGAGCAUUUAAUAACUGAUUUCCUGUGAGUUAUUGUCACAAAGGGGCUGACAAGCACUGCUGCCCCUUGCAGGUUGGGAUGAGCAUGCCAAACCGCCUUGUGUGCUUUCCAAAGGGUUUCUUCUGUGAGGAACCACCUGAAUCCAUUUUCAUGUUAUCAUCUGUGAGAGACCUUUGUGAGCAGGUUUAAGAUUUUUUUUUUUUUUUUUUUUUGUCAAACUACAUUUUUAUAUCAGAAAUAUUGACUACUAAAGGUCCAGGUAGAACUAAACCACCUUAAGGUUGGUAAAUGAGGACUUUUGUUUCAAAAACCAUUAAAAAGAUAAAAAAUAAAACCGGA
This is a messenger RNA of Larimichthys crocea (large yellow croaker), 3196 nucleotides long. It is a transcript of the gene ccdc71, whose product is annotated as coiled-coil domain containing 71. Lineage: Eukaryota; Metazoa; Chordata; Actinopteri; Sciaenidae. Bases 147 to 1220 code for a protein of 357 amino acids. The transcript is spliced from 2 exons. The record is from RefSeq and is a predicted model, not a curated record.